Notodromas monacha is the source of this 2196-nucleotide messenger RNA. The record is from the annotation of a GenBank genome assembly. Lineage: Eukaryota; Metazoa; Arthropoda; Ostracoda; Podocopida; Cyprididae.
AUGUCAGCUGUUAGGGAUGCAGAACCUCACAGUUACGUCGGUGACUUUUUUCAAGACGUUUUGUGGAAGGAAGCAACCGAAGCGUUUAAAGGCCGGAGACAGUCGGACGUGUCGAAAGGCAAGUUGAGGAACUUUCUAUUGAACGCCCGAUACCGUACUAAUGAUUUCUUGUCGGAUUCAACUUUUAUGCAAGAAUUGCGUGAUCAUCUUCUGGAAAGGGAAGAUCUAUUCAGUCCUCGAAACAACGAUCUAUUCCAGUUCAUGCAAACGCCAAAUUUGUUGAAGUCGGAGGAACGAAGCGUGCCGUGCAUCCGGGAUGACGGGGAAUCAACCGGAGGAGCACCGAGUGUGAGAAAUCCCGUAAACAUUUUUGGGGAUAUUUUGAGGGCUGUAAUCAAACCAGUGUUGGAACGUGUAUCUGGGAUUGACUUAUCCGAUGAUAUUUUCAUGAGUUCAUCCAUCUACACGCAUACGGAUACUCUGCUAUGCCAUGACGACGAUCUGGAAGAACGAAGACUUGCAUUCAUUUAUUACUUAACGCCUCCAGAAUGGACCGAGGAAGAUGGAGGGCAAUUAGAUCUCUUCGAAUGUACUGAUGAAGCCAGCCCUGGGAAAGUUGUGAGAUCCUUCCUGCCUAAAAGAAACACGUUCCUUUUCUUCCACGUUUCGUAUCGUUCUUUUCAUCAGGUUCGAGAAAUUUUGACGAAAACCAAAGUGCGGCUCUCCUUGAACGGUUGGUUCAAUGGUGCACCUUUAAAAAGACCACCGCAUCCGAUCGAUGCAUUACCGUCUUUUGUUCACCCUGGAAAUCUCUUGGAUGAGUUUUUCGAAUGGAUAAAUCCGACUUAUCUAGAUCCUGAAACAAUCGCAAGCAUCCAGGAAAAUUUCGAGGAAACUUCCGAAAUCCAAUUAGUGCAAUUCUUUAAUGCGGGCGUGUACGACGAGCUCUGUUCAGCGUUUUUAGCAGCUGCUGAUGAAGACUGGCUUGAAAGAGGACCUGCGAACAGGAGAAAAUUCCGUAAUUGGAAUCGCUCUGAUGUAGAUGACGGUAUCAUUGGGAAACUUCAAGUGUUCUUCCAUUCCGAAGCAUUUUUCUUGCUCUUGUCCCAAUUGACUGGGCUACAGUUGCAUAGAAAAACUGAAGAAGACUCAGCCCCAAGUUCGUCAAAGAAGAUCAAAGUAGAAAAAGAAUCGUGUGAUCCUGGAUGUUUCCUGGAAAUUCGAGAAAUGGAACACGGAAGCUAUAGCUUGUGCUCAGAUGAGGAUCCCGUUAUGAGUUUAAAUACACUGGAGGCAUCUGUGUUUUUCAACUCUCCCGCUUCGACUGAAGAUGAUGAUGGUGAUGAGGAUGAACCAUACGAUGGUCCGGGGGGCUUUCUUUCGUAUGUUCCUCGGUUCGAGACAAAUGAGAUGCUGAGGAUUUCCCCAGCUCGAAAUACCUUGUCGCUGGUUUAUCGCACAUCCGACGUGCUAAGAUUCACGAAGAGGUGCUCAAAAAGCCAAAGCUUUUAUUCAAGCCGUGCAAAAGCUUCCCAAGCCAGAUUCUGGGAGUAUUACGCUGUUUUCCCGGAUUUCGUGAAAACUCUCCAUGUGGAAUGCAAUGUUCUACUUCCUACAAAGUUUGGUGCGAAAGGAGUGAAAACGGAAUUUUGUGGCUCAUCCUUGAUAUCUGAAGAACAAGGGACGGAUCAAGUUGCCGUUGCUCGAGAAGAAACUGGUGUCAGAAUUCGUUUGCGACGAGGGAAAAAGCGGAAGAGUUAUGUGAAAACCAAAGGUGUGGAAGCUACCGAGUUACAGACGUCUCCGGUCGUCGUUGGUCCGAGUGAUGGAUCAGAAGAAAGUGUUCCGCCUGCAAAGUCCCCGCGAAUCGAGGAGUUCUCAGUGUUCGACGAGAAUAAAUCUCGUAAUACGGAUGGUGUCGUCUCUCAGCCGGUGCACCUGUUUGAGAAAGGAGAAAAUGCUGGCAAAGAAGUCAAGCGCCGAGGUUUGCCGCCAGAUCGCAGGCAGAAAACGUCAACGUAUUCGAUGCGCGGAAUCGGAAAUUAAUUCGUUGGAUCGUUCUGCGUUAAUUUUUGUGAUUGCAUAAAUCGUUCAACCCGUUGAAUGAUUUGGUUGCCACUGCGCUGGUAUUAUGGUUUUUAUAGUAUGAGGGUUGUCCCCUUUGGGCGCGGCCUUUCAUAUUUCUACAAUAGGCGC